GCAGAGGGUGGAUGUGAGGCGCAGUCUCAUCACAGUCACCGCCGCCGUCAGCAUCAUCUGAGGUGUGUCUGCGCCGCCGGAGCUGCAGACAGACAGAAAGGACCAACAGAAAAAGAUCCUGUUCCUCUCUUUACACCGACCAUGGCGUCAAAAUGUCCAAAAUGCGAGAAAACGGUGUAUUUCGCGGAGAAAGUGUCAUCUUUAGGGAAAGACUGGCACAAGUUCUGUCUAAAAUGUGAGCGCUGCAACAAAACUCUGAAUCCAGGAGGCCAUGCUGAGCAUGAUGGAAAGCCUUAUUGCCACAAGCCAUGCUACGCCACCCUCUUUGGACCAAAAGGUGUAAACAUCGGUGGAGCUGGAUCCUACGUGUACGACAAUCCUGUCAACGAAGCCCCUGCAGCCGUUUCCUUGGAAACAAACGCCAAACCAGAGGAGGAGAAAAAAGCCCCCGCACGGGGACCAGUGAAGGCUGCAAGCUUCUCAUCUUUCUCUGGAGGCCCCAACAUCUGCCCCAGAUGCAACAAGACAGUGUAUUUUGCUGAGAAGGUGUCAUCUCUCGGGAAGAACUGGCACCGGCCUUGUCUGCGCUGUGAGAGAUGCAAUAAGACUCUGGCACCGGGCAGCCAUGCAGAGCAUGAUGGGCAGCCUUACUGCCACAAACCAUGCUAUGCUGUACUGUUUGGACCAAAAGGCGUAAACACCGGAGGUGUCGGCAGCUACAUCUACGACGAUCCUGAAGCUGAAGCGCAGUCUUGAGCUCUGAAGCUGCUUCCAGCACGCAGACAGAGAAACGCCACCAGGACCCUCUGUGUCUCUAUGAUUUGCCUUCAGUGGUCAUUGUGACAAAUGAUAUGUACUACACUCACAGGGAUGGAAACUUAGAUGUUUAUGUUGUAUUUGUAUAUUGUUUAUAUAUCUAUUUUUUGUACCGAAACAGGCCUUUAAUAUGUCCUCCCAUGUGACUUUCAGAUUUGCCUUUGAGUUUCUUGGUUCUCUUUGCCAAAUAAUUAUUAGCCUGUUACUAUAGUGAAUGAAGGCUCCUGUAUUCUUUUCACUCUGGAUUAGUAGAUUUUUGACUUUUGUGCACUUAAAACAUGUACUGUAUGAAAACAAACAAACAAACAAAAAAAAAGUACCAGCCCUCCAGUUUAUAGUCAGUGUUUUUUGAACAAGUUUGUCUUGGUUCUAUAAAUACGAAUGAUAGCGUAGUGAAGAUACACAUUUUACAAAGGAGUGCAUUUUAAUGAAUGCCAUUAAGGUGAUUUUGAGGGUUGCUGCAAACAAGAAAUGAUCUGCUGUUCUUCACAUUUUAUACAGUAAAAGUGUGUGAUAGCAAACCUGA
Molecule: messenger RNA, 1342 nt
Organism: Pundamilia nyererei
Lineage: Eukaryota; Metazoa; Chordata; Actinopteri; Cichliformes; Cichlidae
Product: cysteine-rich protein 2-like
Exons: 8
Coding region: 142-756 (204 amino acids)
Source: RefSeq, a predicted model, not a curated record